This is a messenger RNA of Phoenix dactylifera (date palm), 1031 nucleotides long. Lineage: Eukaryota; Viridiplantae; Streptophyta; Magnoliopsida; Arecales; Arecaceae. The record is from RefSeq and is a predicted model, not a curated record.
AAGAAAUUUCUCUGCCAAAUUCCCUUCCUUUCGGUCCCUUAUAUGGCUGUUGUCCAAUGAGCCCAUAGCAACAUACAUCGCCGGCUAGCUGGACUCCAUUGCCCCAAGCAUAGUAGAGCAUGACGAUGAUGAUAGGCGUCUCAUCCAAGGUGUUAUGGACUCGGCGGCCAUGGAGAUGGGCCAAGACUCUCUUCUUCCUGCUAACCAUGGUGGCCUCCCUUCUCGUUGUUUGCGCCCCUCCUCUUCUAAUCGUGGUUCUCGACCUCCUGGUCCCAACUGCCCUGGUAUCCACCUCUUCCGAUCCGGCCUUUCCCUCUGCACCGCUCGCAGCCCAGCUGAAGGAUUUCAAUUUCCGGACUUCGCUGGUCGACGUGCCCAUCAUAUCCGCAGCCAGAUCCCUCCUCAUCCUAUGUGUUUAUGUGGUUUGUGGCGGACGGGGGCUGUACCUGGGGGUGGCGAUGCUGUGUGGCUUUGGUUCGAUGGGGUACGUGUUGGUUAAGGGUAUCGGGAUGUACGGGGCGGCGGCCUCCGUGCGAGGGGAAGGGAGCCAGGUGAGGGUUGACGGGAUGGACGGCGCGGCGGCGAUGGAGGGCUUGUUUUUGAGCUCGGCGGCGCUGGCGAUGGCUCACAUCCUGGUGGCCUACCGGACCGUCUGCCGGGAGAGGCGCAAGUUGCUUGUCUAUAGAAUUGACGUCGAAGCGGUGGCAACGUGCAAAAAUGACUUCCCUAGCUACCAUAAAAUUGCACUUAGCAAGUGAAGGCAAGAAAGAUUUUUUGUAUCUCUAAAGGGAGCCAUAUCCAAGGAGCAUGUAAAUUGCAAGGAAGCUUUCAAUGUUACAUGCCAAGAUUUAGUUCGAUCCAUGCCAUUUUAAAUCAAAGUGAUUUUCCUAUCAUUUGAUUUCGUCAACACAGCUAUCAGCUGUAAGUAGUCAAUUUUGUAGCAGUACGAUAGCUGUGUACAUACAAGUCUAUGUUCAUCUUGUAUACUUGUAUUUUAUUUGAUAACGGUGUGUGUGUAUAUAUAUUCUUUA